AUGUUAACUGCAUUAUUAGAUAAAAUUAUUAAAUCAAACGAUAGACUGGCAUUGAUGGGUCCAGAUUCUAAUAACGAUUUAUUGAUGAACAAAGAUAAUAGCAUGGCUCAAUCUGUGUUGAGUUUCCGUGGUAAACACAUUCCUCAAAUUAGUUUAGAACAGUAUUUCCAAAGAAUUCAGAAAUAUUGCCCGAUAACAAACGAUGUUUUUAUAUCUUUAUUGGUAUAUUUUGAUAGGAUUUCAAAACGAUGUAAUAAUUGUGUCCCUUCUCAAGACAACCCUGAUGGAGAAGAUACAAAUAAUAAAAAUGGUAAUGAUAAUGAUAACAACAAUGACUAUUAUAAUAGCAAUAUUAAUAAUAGUAGUAACAAUAGUAAUAAUAAUAACAAUAAUAGUAGUAAUAAUAAUAGUAAUAACAAUAGUAAUAGUAAUAAUAAUGGCAUCAAUGAAAAAAAUCAUAAUUCCCAGCAUCAACAAUUACAAAUAUUUGUAAUGGAUUCAUAUAACAUUCAUAGAUUGAUCAUCGCAGGUGUCACUGUCAGUACAAAAUUUUUCAGUGACCUAUUUUACAGUAAUUCAAGAUACGCAAGAGUAGGGGGCAUCUCAUUGCAAGAAUUAAACAACCUAGAGUUACAAUUCCUUCUCAUGUGUGAUUUCCACUUGCUAAUUUCAGUGGAAGAACUACAAAGAUAUGCAGAUCUAUUGGCAAGAUUUUGGCAAAAUAAUUUAAAGACAAAUGAAAACUUAAACUAA
Messenger RNA from Vanderwaltozyma polyspora DSM 70294, 753 nucleotides. RefSeq lists its product as uncharacterized. Gene Ontology annotation, biological process: regulation of cyclin-dependent protein serine/threonine kinase activity. Gene Ontology annotation, cellular component: nucleus; cyclin-dependent protein kinase holoenzyme complex. The record is from RefSeq and is a predicted model, not a curated record. NCBI's taxonomy places the organism in Eukaryota, Fungi, Ascomycota, Saccharomycetes, Saccharomycetales, Saccharomycetaceae. Gene Ontology annotation, molecular function: protein kinase binding; cyclin-dependent protein serine/threonine kinase regulator activity. The transcript has a single exon. The coding region runs from base 1 to 753 and encodes 250 amino acids.